This is a messenger RNA of Neltuma alba, 699 nucleotides long. RefSeq lists its product as uncharacterized. The coding region runs from base 1 to 318 and encodes 105 amino acids. The record is from RefSeq and is a predicted model, not a curated record. The transcript has 4 exons. Lineage: Eukaryota; Viridiplantae; Streptophyta; Magnoliopsida; Fabales; Fabaceae.
AUGAAUCCGAGGUCAUUGCGAACGUUGGCUAUGGGAACUGGAGUCAUCUUGGGUGGGAUUUUCACUCUCAACCUGGCUUCUACUGUUACUCUCAAGACCCUCUAUCUUGUAUCUGAGAGAAAGCGGAAAAAGGUUGCGUUGCCAUGCAUGGCUUGUAGAGGGAAGGGGUUUUAUAUAUGCAAGUUGUGCAAAGGAAAUUCCACCAUAGAAUGGUCACCUUUAUAUGAUCCUAUUGCCAUUAAUCCCUGCCUUUGUCCUACUUGCGAGGGAAAUAGGGUGCAACGCUGUCUAAACUGUCUGGGAAAGGGCUAUGAUUGAUCUGUGGAGGCAUAUGCAUUUUUUAUGUUCCAGUGGACUAUGAUUAUCUAAGGUUUGUCAGAUUGGCCAUGUUUUGUUCUGUCGACACUGCACAUUAUUGAUGCAGUGGAAUUUCUGCUGCGAUAUGUUGAAUUUGUUUGGCCCUCUCGAUCUGCUCUUCUCAUUUCAUCCACCUCCUGCAAAUUCAUUAUUAAUAUUGCUGUAGGAGCUAAAGAUUUGUAUGGGGUAUGGACCGCUUGGUAGUACAACUUCAAAACUGAGAUGCCAGUGAUUGUGGCUGUCUCCAAUGUGUUUUUUGUAUGUCUCUAAAAAUAAAGAGGAGAUUCUGUGCGUAUUUUAAACCUUACACGUGAAUGGUGAUUUAUGAGCCUUCUGGUAUAA